Molecule: messenger RNA, 381 nt
Organism: Talaromyces amestolkiae
Lineage: Eukaryota; Fungi; Ascomycota; Eurotiomycetes; Eurotiales; Trichocomaceae
Exons: 1
Coding region: 1-381 (126 amino acids)
Source: RefSeq, a predicted model, not a curated record
AUGUCAACCUUCGAGCGAAUCACUCUAUUCAACAUCCCCAAGGAGGAGGAUCGCGCACUACUCGUUGAGGAGUAUAAGCGGCUCGUCAAGACUGCCGUCAAGGUAAUGUCCUUCUCCCCUAAUCUCUCUUCCAUUCCCAAGCCUGAAUUAAUCAAUGUCGAGCAGGACGGCAAACCGUAUAUAAGCAACGUCUCCUUUGGUCCUGCAAUCCCCGACGAGCGGAGUCAGGGAUACAAUUUCGGCGUCAAGACGACGUUUGCGACGGUAGAAGACGUCAAGUUUUAUGAUACCGAGUGUCCGGCGCAUCAGACGUUGAAGGCCGCUUUGGGUGGUAGGAAGGAGGGGGAUGUUUUGACGGUGAUUUUUGAGAAUGCGGCUUGA